AUGGUGGUAAUUCUAAUGCUUACUCGGCCUUUUUUGCGAGGAGCAGUUUUCCCUCUAUUUCGCUCGAGCAGUCGGUCUGCAUCUGUGCCUGCUGUAUUGCACAUUGAUGCACGAUGUUUUUCCGAAAACGUGACCGAUAAGCCGAAAAUCCAAAACUGUCGAGCUGCUGUUUUGCUCCUUCAUCAUGGUCAGCCCCGAACACCUUAUUACGCGAAACAGUUUUUAGCCUCCCGUGCUAGUCACUUCUACAAGGUUCCAUUACCAGUCGCAUCGACUCUUAUCAAUAUCUUCUGGCCGUUAUUCCAGAAAGUUCAUUUUUGCAUAGCCGAUUACGAAAAGUUGCCACUUCUCAACACUCAUGUCGACAAUUUGAUGGCUUCUUUAAAAGAAGCUUUAGCAGAACUUGUUCCUGAAUUUGGGUUUAUUCGGUGUUCAUCUGCGUUUCAAUAUGAUCAGCCAGUUUUAACAAGAAAAAUUAAACAAUUUGUGAACGAAGGAAUAAAUCGAGUGGUUUUGCUUCCGUUAUAUCCACAUUACUCAUGUUUCCAAACUGGAACUAUGCUGAAUGCUGCUGUUGGUGCUGCUUUUGGUGAUGCUAGCAUAGUAGAUAACUUUUUAACAAAAUGGAAAAAUGUAGAACGUAGCGUUUCUGAUGAUAUUUUGAAAGUGACAGCAGUCUACCGAUGGAAUACUCAUCCUGUUUUGAUCAGUUAUUGGCAUCAAUUAAUUGAAGACAAAAUGAAUGAUCACGACAGCAUUUUAUUUGUUGCUCCACAGAUGCGUUCUCUGAUAUGGCGGAUUUGUAGCACGGCUAUGGCUCAAGAGACUAUAAACGAGAGUUGCGAACGUGUUAUGGAAAGCUUAGGUAACACACACCUCUGGCGAGUUGCUUGGUAUAGCAGUUGGGAUCAGUGGCCGAUAGUCAGUUCAGAGACCAUAAGUUCGCAAAUAUGUUUGCUCAGAAAAGAUAAAAGGGAGCGAACUUUGGUUGUCCCAGUUACUUCCAUCAUCCCCUGUUUCGACACUGAAAUAAUAUUGCCCAAUAAGCUUGUAAACAAGGGCGUCGAUUUCGUUUCUCCGUCUGCUACCUCCUCAAUUCUAAGCCAUGGAUUUGCUGAAAUGGUGAAAAACCAGUUGUUAGGUGGAGCAGUUGACGCUCGAGUUUGCAACAGGUGUACCUUCUGCGUGAGCCCACAGUGCGGAUAUACAAAAUACGUCCUCACGAAGGAUAAGGACGUUGGACUUGUGAAGAGCAAAUAA
Enterobius vermicularis (human pinworm) is the source of this 1260-nucleotide messenger RNA. The record is from the annotation of a GenBank genome assembly. Lineage: Eukaryota; Metazoa; Nematoda; Chromadorea; Rhabditida; Oxyuridae.